UGCAUGGUAUAGUGUUACCAGAUUUUACGAGGAGAUUAUAAUUCAUCCAAUUGCUCUCUCGUAACCAUCAAAAUACCGGUAUUCCUCAGAAUGAAAAUGUUUAUCUUCGCUUUUGCUGUGGUUUUAUCUGCUUCGUCUCUAGUGCACGCAGUAAAGAAAUGCGAAAAGAUAGAUGCUUGCAGAUGUUCCACGGAUGAAGGAGAACUAAAUAUUUGGAGCGUUGCAGGACAGAAAACAAACGGAGCGAGAUUCAACAUCUCAGCAUCCGGUCCCGCUCAAAAGUCGACCUUCUAUCUGUGGAACCCCUGUAGCCCGAGGACCGAGCAGGGCCACCCCUGCCAGGAUUCAUCAGUUUGUCAAGUUAGCCAGAUAACACUUUCUGACGUGUCACGCAAGAACAUUGGAGAACGCGAUCUCUCGGACUGCGUCCUUGACGAGAACAGUGGACAAUGUAUGUUGACUUAUGGAAUCACGGGGAACAACCGAAUGAAAACAUCGAUUUCCCUGGUGUGUAGUGAAACAGAAGUUGGAAAAGUCGACCCCAUGAGCGUCAAUGGCUCGUCCUAUCACACCUCCCUGCACAGCAUGUGCGCAUGUCCAGGAAGAUGUCUGCUCGAUGCCAAAGAGGAUGCCGGGAUUCGGUUUGAUUCGUCAAAUGUAGGCGGGAGUGGAUUGAGUGUUGGUGCUAUCGUAGGAAUAGCAAUUGCAGGUGUCAUCUUCCUAAUCAUUUUGCUUUUUGCAAUUUUUAUUUGCUGCCUGCGCCGCAAGCUUCCCUCUGGUAUUCCCAAGCCAUCUGUCUGUACUACGGUGAAGGUUGGACUGAAGAUGAUCAAGAAGAAACUAUGUCCAUGCUGCUAAAGAAGGGAGAGAGAAACGUGUUCCCAACUGAUCUAAACCAGAGAUGCGUUCGAGCUGACCGAAUGGGAUUUUUGAACGACUAUUAGAGGUCAAGAAUAUACCAGCACUUUUUUUCCUUUUCAAAUCCUGACAUCCGUAUAAGGCGAAGGAAACUUUGGAUCACCCCCCC
Molecule: messenger RNA, 1027 nt
Organism: Pocillopora damicornis (cauliflower coral)
Lineage: Eukaryota; Metazoa; Cnidaria; Anthozoa; Scleractinia; Pocilloporidae
Cellular component (GO): trans-Golgi network
Source: RefSeq, a predicted model, not a curated record